AUGAUGGCGGCGGCUGCACGGCUCUUCGUCCGCAGUACAAACCCAAGACUGGGGCAGGUUGUCAGUGGAGGUCUGCUGAGCUCUUUAUCCCGAACACAAACGCAAAAAAGAAACUUAGCGCACUUUACCUAUCAACCCGACCCUGUCCCAACACAAUAUGGACCCACCCAGAAGAUGAACCUGUUUCAGUCAGUUACAAGUGCCUUGGAUAAUACUCUGGCGGAUGAUCCAACAGCAGUGAUCUUUGGUGAAGAUGUUGCCUUUGGUGGAGUCUUCAGAUGCACAGUCGGCCUGAGGGACAAAUAUGGUAAAGAUCGAGUGUUCAAUACCCCCCUCUGUGAGCAAGGCAUUGUUGGAUUCGGGAUUGGAGCUGCUGUCGCUGGUGCUACUGCUAUUGCAGAGAUCCAAUUUGCUGAUUACAUUUACCCAGCAUUUGAUCAGAUAGUCAACGAAGCAGCAAAGUACAGAUACCGCUCUGGAAACCUGUUUGACUGUGGAAACCUCACAAUCCGUGCUCCUUGGGGCUGCGUUGGACACGGCUCUCUCUACCAUUCUCAGAGCCCAGAGGCGUUCUUUGCUCACUGCCCAGGCAUCAAGAUCGUCAUACCUCGUGGACCAGUUCAGGCUAAAGGACUGCUGCUCUCCUGCAUCAAAGACAAAAACCCAUGUAUAUUCUUCGAACCCAAGAUACUUUACAGAGCGGCAGUGGAGCAGGUUCCUGUGGACGCGUACACCAUUCCACUGUCACAGGCCGAGGUGCUUCAGGAGGGAAGUGACGUCACGUUGGUUGCCUGGGGUACUCAGGUACAUGUGAUGAAGGAGGUUGCUAAUAUGGCACAGGAAAAGCUGGGCGUUUCCUGUGAAGUCAUUGAUCUACAAACUAUACUCCCCUGGGAUGCAGAAACUAUCUGUAAGUCUGUGGCAAAGACGGGCCGCUUGCUCAUCAGUCACGAGGCGCCGCUCACUGGAGGGUUUGCUGCUGAAAUCAGCUCUACUGUGCAGGAAGAGUGCUUUUUGAACCUAGAGGCUCCCAUCAGCAGAGUACAAGUGGAAGUGCUUAGAGGCCAUCAAGAAGAUGAUCAACUACUGACCGACACCUGUUCACCUUGA
Molecule: messenger RNA, 1110 nt
Organism: Knipowitschia caucasica
Lineage: Eukaryota; Metazoa; Chordata; Actinopteri; Gobiiformes; Gobiidae
Source: the annotation of a GenBank genome assembly